ACUCCAGAUGACAGGAAGCAGCCAAGCAGCGACCUCGACUUGUCAACUGUCAAAAACUAAUGAGCCUUUUGUUCCAAAAAAAAAACUCUAAUGAAGCCAAUUACGUCCGGAGUGUAUCGGUAGAAUCAAUUUUUUUCUUACCGUAACAUUGCUACUGCUAUUAAUCAGUAUCUCCACGUUAAUACAAUGACCUGGAAUCCUUUGAAGAAGACACACCUGAAUACCCGUCCUUCUUCAGCUUAUCCUGCUAUAACACAAGAAGAUGACAGGAACCUGGAUAUAUUGUGUCGUUAUUUGCAAAGUGUGGAAGAUAGCACCCGUCAGCUCCAAAAAUUUAUGAAGAAAUACCUAGAGGCUGUGUCAAAUGCUGACAAAGCUGAGAUGAAACUGACAUCAGAUUUGAGUUCCAGUUCACUAUGUCAUGAAAACGCAGACCUUCGUAAACUUGUAGAAGACUACCAUAGUGUUACAGUAAAGCAAAGUGAUGGAACAGCUGAAUUGUCUCGUGUAACCCAACGAACAUUUUUGGAACCUCUUAAGAAAUUUGGUGAUGAGUUUUGUGGUCUAGCAAACACACUCCAUGCUCAUGAAAGAUUAAUACAAGAAUGGAAAAAUAUUGCAGCAAGGGUAAAGAAACUGGAAGAACGAGGUGAUAAAAUGCCUAACACCAUUGUAAAACUUGAAAGAGAGAAACAAAACCUGGCUGCUGCCAUUAAAGAAAUAUCUACAAGUCACAAAAAAAUUAUGGAAGAGUUUCCUGUUUUUUAUGACAAAAGAAUAGAUUAUAUUCAGCCUACCUUGCAGGCUUUAGUAAGGGCACAGGUUGAUUACCAUGGGAAUACGACUCGUUGUUUUACUUUUUUGGUUCCAAGUGGCCCUGGAGUAUCAUACAGCAAGAGUGGAAAAUUAUGUGAACCAGAAAAUACCUCUCGUCAAGUGUCUCCGUCCCUCAUUCCAGAACCUCAGUUUCGGUCUAUUAUCUUUGAAAAGCUUGGUUCCAUUCGCUCUUUGUCUAUUGUCAAAGACACAGCGUAAGGCAAACCUUCCACCAUUUCUGGACUGUUUUACGCCUCUUCUCUUCAUUUUCUCUUUUUACCCUCUGUACUAUCUGACCAACCAAAGUGUCACUAUUCAUUAGAUAGUGAUAAUCCCUUGCUUUAAAAUUUGUGAUACUGUCUCAUUGAGCAUUUCUUUUCUAUCGUGUUAUGUUAUAGUUUUGAAAUAUAUGAAAUUUGUAUUUGUUAAAA
This is a messenger RNA of Thrips palmi, 1247 nucleotides long. Its product is annotated as bridging integrator 3-like. Lineage: Eukaryota; Metazoa; Arthropoda; Insecta; Thysanoptera; Thripidae. Gene Ontology annotation, molecular function: lipid binding; protein binding. The record is from RefSeq and is a predicted model, not a curated record. The transcript is spliced from 6 exons. Bases 187 to 1035 code for a protein of 282 amino acids. Gene Ontology annotation, cellular component: cytoplasm; actin cortical patch. Gene Ontology annotation, biological process: plasma membrane tubulation; actin cortical patch localization; endocytosis.